Ostreococcus tauri is the source of this 1305-nucleotide messenger RNA. RefSeq names its product Polyprenyl synthetase. Gene Ontology annotation, molecular function: prenyltransferase activity. The transcript has a single exon. Gene Ontology annotation, biological process: isoprenoid biosynthetic process; ubiquinone biosynthetic process. Gene Ontology annotation, cellular component: transferase complex. The record is from RefSeq and is a predicted model, not a curated record. Lineage: Eukaryota; Viridiplantae; Chlorophyta; Mamiellophyceae; Mamiellales; Bathycoccaceae. The coding region runs from base 1 to 1305 and encodes 434 amino acids.
AUGGGUUUGUCGAGAUUCGCAUCGCGCGUGGUCAGGGAGACGCUCGGCGCGGUGCGAACGGCGCAGAUGCGGUGUGAACACGGAUAUCUGGCGUCGCGAAAGAUUCCGAGCGCGCGGGGGGCGGCGGAGCGAUUGGUGCGAGCGACGGCGGGGGCGCGCGGCGAGGGACGAGGGACGGGGUCGACGCCGCGUGCGGCGAACGGAUUCAGCGCGCACGCGGUGUCCGCGGGGGAUGUUGUCGAAGACGGUGGACCGAUAAAUCCAUUCAUGAUCGUGGACGAUGAGCUGCGGGCGAUCGGAGAGCGGAUGCGAAGGGCGGUCACGAGCGACAUACCGGCGUUAUCCACGGCGAGCGAGUACUUUUUCAAGCUCGGCGCCGAGGGUAAGCGCAUGCGGCCGACGGUGCUGAUGCUCAUGGCGAGCGCGAUGACGACUGGAAUUUCGACGAACGCGGCUAGAGGGGGAUGGAGAGAGGCGGACCACGCACCGGCGCACGAGGCGCCGGACGACGUACGUCGACGACAGCAAAGGCUAGCAGAAAUUGCGGAGAUGAUUCACGUCGCUAGCUUGCUGCACGACGAUGUGCUAGACAACGCGGCCACUCGAAGAGGUCUCAGAGCGUUGAACUUGGAGGUUGGGAAUAAGCUGGCAAUCUUGGCAGGGGACUUUUUGCUCGCCCGUGCCUCGGUGACGCUCGCAUCUUUGCGGAACACCGAGGUCAUUGAGCUCUUGUCUCGAGUCCUGGAGCACCUCGUCGCGGGCGAGGUGAUGCAAAUGACAGCAAAGCCGGAAAGCUUAUCUUCGAUGGAGCACUAUGUGAAAAAGACGUAUUACAAGACGGCGAGCCUGAUUGCGAAUAGCUCCAAGGCUAUCGCGUUGCUCGGAGGCCACGGCGAAAAGAGCGCAGACUUGGCGUACGACUACGGUAAGAACCUCGGCUUAGCCUUCCAGUUCCAAGAUGACGUAUUAGAUUUUAUCGGUUCCGAAUCUAUUCUCGGUAAGCCGACUCUUGGAGACCUGAAGGAGGGCAUCGCCACCGCCCCGGUGCUCUUUGCCGUGGAGGAGUUCCCCGAGCUUCAGGAACUCGUUGAAAGACGCUUCAAACACUCUGGAGACGUUCAGCGCGCACAUGAACUGGUGAAGAAGAGUAAGGGUAUCGCUCGCACGCAAGAACUGGCGCGAGAACAUCGUGACUUGGCUAUCGCCGCAAUCGAUGCUCUCCCGGUGUCUGAAUCGUCGUAUGCCAACAAGUGCAGACGCGCGCUCAAGGAGCUUGCGCGACGAUCGGUCGAGCGAUCGAAAUGA